CGCCCCAGCGCCGCCGCCAUGUUCUCCUUUAAUAUGUUCGAUCACCCCAUCCCUCGGGUUUUCCAGAACCGCUUCUCAACCCAAUACCGCUGCUUCUCAGUCUCCAUGCUUGCUGGACCUAAUGACAGGUCAGAUGUGGAGAAAGGCGGGAAGAUAAUUAUGCCACCAUCAGCUUUGGAUCAACUCAGCCGACUUAAUAUCACUUACCCAAUGCUGUUCAAGCUGACCAAUAAAAACUCAGACCGAAUGACGCACUGUGGAGUGCUUGAAUUUGUGGCUGAUGAGGGCAUAUGUUACCUUCCACACUGGAUGAUGCAAAACUUGCUUCUGGAAGAGGGAGGCCUGGUGCAAGUGGAGAGUGUUAAUCUUCAAGUUGCUACGUACUCAAAAUUUCAGCCACAGAGUCCAGAUUUUCUUGACAUCACCAAUCCCAAAGCUGUAUUAGAAAAUGCAUUGAGGAACUUCGCUUGUCUAACUACUGGUGAUGUUAUUGCCAUCAACUACAAUGAAAAGAUCUAUGAGCUUCGGGUAAUGGAGACCAAACCGGAUAAAGCUGUGUCCAUCAUAGAAUGUGAUAUGAAUGUGGAUUUUGAUGCUCCUUUGGGGUACAAAGAACCAGAAAGAACUGCACAGCAUGAAGAGACCACAGAUGUUGAAGCAGACCACAGUGGAUACGUGAGUGACGUAGGAUUUCGUGCAUUUUCUGGUUCUGGGAACAGGCUGGAUGGCAAGAAGAAAGGAGUUGAGCCCAGUCCAUCACCGAUUAAACCAGGAGACAUUCGAAGAGGAAUUCCCAACUAUGACUUUAAGAUUGGUAGGAUCACAUUCAUUAGAAACUCACGUCCGCUAGUUAAGAAAGUCGAAGAGGACGAAUCUGGAAGCCGGUUUAUUGCCUUUUCAGGAGAAGGCCAGUCCCUGCGCAAAAAGGGAAGAAAACCCUAAGUUGUGGUACCUUUAGUCAGUUAGGAGGAAAAUAAAACAAUUGCAGCAUAUUGGAUCUUAGUUACUGCAGUUGAGAGGAGGAGAGGUCAGUUUGCACACAGGAACGCUUUUACUGGUUUCAUGUUUAAAACUGGAGUUGUUGGACUGUCUUAAUUUUCAGUUGGAAAUUAAGUUGAAAGUAAGUUCUAGGAGUUCUGAAGAAAUGUUUUGUACGUGUUGUAAAGAGGGAGAAGUUGACCUCGGAUAAACCUGAGAGGUAAAACCAAGCUCUACCUUACUAGAAGGCCUGUUCUUAGACUGUAUCCUCCCCUUUUACAUCCCGAGCAGUGAUGGUCUCACGUCGCUCUGUGCUUGGUAUUUUCCUCCCUCUGUAUGUAUUUUGCCACAGUUUCGGGUAAGCUUUUUGGUGUGGUGUAAACCAAAGCAGAUACUUUGGUGUUUAGGACUUUUGUGCAGGGACUCUUUGAUCUUAGCUUCAGGUGUUGGGUUAUAAAUCAUUCUAAGCAA
Molecule: messenger RNA, 1449 nt
Organism: Pezoporus flaviventris
Lineage: Eukaryota; Metazoa; Chordata; Aves; Psittaciformes; Psittacidae
Gene: UFD1
Product: ubiquitin recognition factor in ER associated degradation 1
Exons: 12
Coding region: 19-942 (307 amino acids)
Cellular component (GO): VCP-NPL4-UFD1 AAA ATPase complex
Molecular function (GO): polyubiquitin modification-dependent protein binding
Source: RefSeq, a predicted model, not a curated record